AUGCCGCACAAAUCUCGGUGGUCGAUCGACAUACCAACCCAGUCGCUGCCCUCCUAUGUCUUUGAAUCUCCCACAGCGGAUCUGGAGGACAAACCAAUCAUCAUCGACGCCGAAUGGCCGGAAGUGCACCUCACGCACCGCAGCUACCGAGAAUGGGCCAAGCGGCUGGCAGCAGGGCUCCGGAAGAAGGGCCUGCAACCCGGCGAUCGCAUCCUCCUCUACUCUGGCAACACCGUCUUCUUCCCGGUGAUUAUCAUGGGCACCGUGAUGGCCGGCGGCAUCUUCACGGGCGCCAACCCGAGCUACGUGGCGCGUGAACUGGCAUAUCAAUUGAAGGACUCCGGCGCGAAAUUCCUCAUCACGGCAGAAGGUAGCCUCGACACGGCAUUAGAGGCGGCAUCCAGCCUCAAAUUCCCCCGCGACCAUAUCUUCGUCAUGGGCGAUGGGUCAGAGAUGUUCAAAAGCCAGCAGCCGAAGGCGUCGCGAGGCUUGCAGCACUGGUCGACCCUCCUCGCCCCGGCCUCCGAAGGCUCCAAAUUCGCGUGGAAAGAAUUCAACUCGCGAAAGGAGAUGAACGCCACGGCCGUUUUGAACUACUCGUCCGGGACCACCGGCCUGCCGAAAGGCGUGGAAAUUUCGCACAUGAAUUACAUCUCGAAUUGCGUGCAAACGGAUUACAUCGCACGCCUGGAUCCGGAGUACGAGGAAAAGGUCGGCCGGGCGAAAGUCCUAUCUUUUCUGCCCUUGUAUCACGCGUACGGACAAACGCAUCACUCCGUCUCGUCCGUCCGCAAAGGCAUACCCGUGUACUUGAUGCGGAAAUUCGAUUUCAUCAAAAUGCUGCAGUGGAUACAGAAGUACCGCAUCACGGGUCUUCCGCUCGUGCCUCCGGUCGCUGUCGCGUUGGCGAAGCGGAAGGAGGUCAGAGAUUAUGACAUUUCCACGGUGGAAGGGGCCGGAGUAGGCGCCGCGCCGCUGAGCUCCGAAUCGAUCAACGAUUUUGAGAAGGCGUUUGGUCGGAGGUUCCAGCUCAAGGCUGGCUAUGGGAUGUCCGGGAAAGAAAUCACUUGCUCGGCCACUGGAUGGGAUCCGACACGAGAGUCCGACCCGAGCAAAGUUGGAGAGCUGAAUCCCAAUAUCGAGGCGAAGUUGGUAGAUGACGACGGGAAGGAGGUGGCCGAUGGCGAGCGAGGGGAGCUGCUGAUUCGUGGGCCGAAUGUGAUGAAGGGGUAUUGGAAGAAGCCCGACGCAACGAAGGACACGAUGACGGAGGAUGGAUGGCUGAAGACCGGCGACAUUGCGAUUUACCAUUCGGACGGAUGCUUGAGCAUCGUUGAUCGGAAGAAGGAAUUGAUCAAAGUCAAGGGCAACCAGCUUGCUCCUGCCGAAUUGGAGGGACUGCUUCUGGAGCAUCCCGCAAUCUCAGACGCUGCCGUUAUCGGCGUGACAGUGAGGUACAUCGACCAAACUAACAAGACGCGUGAUAGAUCGGGCGAGGAAAAGCCUCGCGCCUACGUCGUCCUCCAACAAGGCCAGUCGGCGUCGCCCGAAGAUAUCGCCAGCUGGCUGGCGGAGCGCGUGACUUCAUAUAAGCGUCUUACGGGAGGUGUGAAGUUGGUCAAGGAGAUUCCCAAGAACCCGUCGGGGAAGAUUCUACGCAAGAUCUUGCGAGAGCAGGCGAAGGAGGAGUUGGAGAAGGGAGGGGGGCGCAGAGAGAGUAAAUUAUGA
This is a messenger RNA of Neohortaea acidophila, 1728 nucleotides long. RefSeq lists its product as uncharacterized. The record is from RefSeq and is a predicted model, not a curated record. Gene Ontology annotation, molecular function: CoA-ligase activity. NCBI's taxonomy places the organism in Eukaryota, Fungi, Ascomycota, Dothideomycetes, Mycosphaerellales, Teratosphaeriaceae. Bases 1 to 1728 code for a protein of 575 amino acids. The transcript is spliced from 4 exons. Gene Ontology annotation, biological process: secondary metabolic process.